AUGGAUGUGUUCGGUGGUGCGCCGAGGUUCCUGGCGUAUCCCAGGACCUUCACGGUGCCCAACGGGGCUGACGCAGUCCUCAAGUGCCAGAUUGCGGGAGACCCCCGUCCCACGGUGAUCUGGGAGCGGGACAAGGCGCAGAUCUCGCCAUCCGACCGCUACCACUUCCUGGAGGAGGGCAACGUCUACAACCUGGUGGUGUCCCAGGCGCGGUUGGAGGACAGCGGGCAGUACAUCUGCAAGGAGAACCGGGUGGGCGAGACCUACGCUGCUGCCACCCUCAAAGUGGAGGAAGGGGAGGGGGAGGACUCGGAGAACCGGCCAGCGUUCCUGGUCAGGCCAAGCUCAGCCCGGGUCAGCCGGGGGGACGACGUAGUCUUCACAGGGCAGCUGGGUGGGAAGCCCAACCCCUCAGUGUCCUGGGAGAAGGACGGGAAGAAGCUGAGCGAGAUCUUUGAGAGCGCCCACUUCAGCGUGGGCAGCCAGGGCGAGGGGUGGCACCAUCUGAAGAUCUUCAACGCCCGCCCCCCCGAUGGAGGGGUCUACCUCUGCAAGGCGUCCAAUGCCUAUGGGGAGGCAUUGGCCGCCGCUGUGCUGCUGGUGGACCCCGGCACACGGGACCCCCAGUCCCAAACUCUUACCCCUACUCGCUGCUCCACCUCCGGCCAGCCGAGUGCCCCCCAGGACGGGGGCGUUGGGUCGGAGGAGCAGCCGCGCCUCGCCAAGGUCAGGGCCUUCGCCGUGUCUGAGGGCAAGCACGCCAAGUUCCGCUGCUACGUGACGGGCAAGCCCAAGCCUGAGAUCGUCUGGAGGAAGGACCACAGGCUGGUCACUCCCGACCGGAGACACCUCCUCUACGAGGACCGAGAAGGUUACUUCAACCUCAAGGUGCUCUACUGCAAACAACAGGACCACGGGCUCUACACAUGCGCUGCCUCUAACACAGCCGGUCAGACACUCAGCUCCGUCCUGCUCCACAUCAAAGAACCUAAGACCAAGUUUCGAAGCCAGCUGCGAGACGUUGAGGUGAAGGAGAGGGAGCAGGCUGUCCUGGAGUGUGAGGUCCCGGCUGAGUCCGUCCCAGCAACCUGGUACCUCGAAGACCGGAGGUUGCAGCCCAGUGCCAAGUAUGUCAUCGAGCAGCAGGGGACCGUGCGACGUCUCACCAUCAAGGACAUCACCAUGGACGAUGACGGCAUCUACCUCUGCCAGAUGAAAGAUGGAGGAAGGAGUGUUGCUGAGGUGGCUGUGAAAGGUAAGAUCGUGAAGCGGUUGCCACGGAAGCUGGACGUGGUGGAGGGGGAAAACGCGGCCUUCUGUGUGGACUUGGAUGAGGAGAACGUGGAGGUUCGCUGGUACAAGGACGGGGAGCUUCUCAGCGAGUCGCACAAGACCAUCAUCAAAUCUUUCGGGAAGACGCACAUCCUGGUCUUCGUUAACUCCACCGUGGAGGACGCCGGUGUCAUCACCUUUGUGAUCAGUGACUCCAAGUCAUCGUCCCAGCUCCGAGUGAAACCCAGGAGACAGACGGUCCCCGGAGCGCCGGUGAAUGCCCGGAUGAACUGCGAGCGACCGAACACGGCCUCGCUGCUGUGGGGCCCACCGGCCGACUGCGGGGGUACCGGGGCCACGGGCUUCGUGGUGGAGCGGCAGGAGAUGGGGGCAGAGGAGUGGGUGCAGUGCCUGACCACCGAGGGCAGCACGGCGGUGGAGAUCCUGGGCGAGAGUGUCCCCGCCGAAGCCCGUUACCGUUUCCGCGUCUGCUCCCUCAACAAGUAUGGCCGGGGCGGGCACGCCGAGUUCCCUGGAGCUGUACACCUGGUGCCAGUGGCUAGGAUUCGCACACACCUUAACGACGUGACAGUUUGCCAGGAGGAAGACGUGGAGUUUGCCAUCGAGCUGUCUGCCCCGGUCAUUGGGACUUGGCACAUGAAGGGCAGGCAGCUGCAGGAGGAUGAGCGAUUCGGGAUCCAGCAGUCGAGGUCUCAGCAUUCCCUCCUCAUCCGGCGAGCCAAGCUAGAGGAGAACGAGGCAGAGAUAACCUUCGUUGCGCACGGCGUGAGGGAUUCCGCCAUCCUGUUCGUUAAAGCUGUCCCGGUGCGGAUCUCACUGAGCCCGGGGAUGGAGAAGGAGCUGAGGGUCACGGCCUCGGAGUCAAUCGUGCUGUCCUGCGAGCUGUCCAGGGCCAACAUCCAGGUCUGUUGGUUCAAGGACGGCCAAGAGCUCACGCCGAGUGACCAGAUAUCGCUGCAGUCCUGUGGCCAGACAAGGAAGCUCAUCAUCCAGUCCAGCCGGUCCUCGGAUUCUGGACAGUACACCUGCGAUGCCGGGGAUGACCUCAUGACCUUCUGCGUUACUGUGUUGGAGCCGCCGGUGAGAAUUGUGAACACGGCCGAUGACACCAAGGCAGAGUACCUCAAGUCUGACCGGAUUGUCCUGAGCUGUGAGCUCUCUCGCCCAAACGCCGAGGUGAAGUGGUAUAAAAAUGGGCUGGAGGUGGAGGGAGACACGAACGUCACAACGGUGUCACACGGAGUCCACAGGAGUCUGAUCAUCCAGAACGCCGGAAUGGAAGAUUCCGGAGAAUAUGUCUGCGAUGCUGGAGAUGACUCCAUCUUUUUUGACAUUACCGUGAGAGAACCCCGGGCGUCACUCAGAGCCAUGGAGGAAGAGAAUCGAACGGAGUACCUGUGUGGCCAGACAGUUGUGUUAAGCUGUGAGGUGUCCCACUCCGACGCUGAGGUCAAGUGGUACAAGGAUGGAGGUGGAUUGGAGGAGAGGCCAGAUGUUAAGAUGGAGGCUGAGGAAGGUCAGAGGAGGCUGGUCAUUCCCCACUGCUGUAAGAGCGACAGUGGGGUCUAUGUCUGUGAGACCACAGGAGAUUCACUGUCCUUCAGAGUCACUGUGGCAGACCCUCCGGUGAGCAUCGUGAGUCGCUCCCCCUCGGUGCUGACGGUACCGACCGGUGCCGAGGUUGUGCUGUGGUGCGACCUGUCCCGUCCGGGGGCGGGGGUGAGAUGGUCCCGGGACGGGGUGAAGCUGGAGGCGAGCGAGAGGUGCACGAUGGAGGUGGAGGGGGAGCGCAGGAGGCUGAGGGUCCGCUCGGCCACGCUGGAGGAUGGAGGGACAUACUUGUGUGACGCAGCCGGCGAUGUUGCUGAGUUUAAGGUCACCGUCUCCGACCCUCCAGUGAGCAUCGUGAGUCGCUCCGCCUCGGUGCUGGCGGUACCGACCGGUGCCGAGGUUGUGCUGUGGUGCGACCUGUCCCGUCCGGGGGCGGGGGUGAGAUGGUCCCGGGACGGGGUGGAGCUGGAGGCGAGCGAGAGGUGCACGAUGGAGGUGGAGGGGGAGCGCAGGAGGCUUAGGGUCCGCUCGGCCACACUGGAGGAUGGAGGGACCUACGUGUGCGACGCAGCUGACGAUGUUGCUGAGUUUAAGGUCAGCGUCUCCGACCCUCCGGUGAGCAUCGUGAGCUGCUCCCCCUCGGUGCUGACGGUACUGACCGGUGCCGAGGUUGUGCUGUGGUGCGACCUGUCCCGUCCGGGGGCGGGGGUGAGAUGGUCCCGGGACGGGGUGGAGCUGGAGCUGAGCGAGAGGUGCACGAUGGAGGUGGAGGGGGAGCGCAGGAGGCUGAGGGUCCGCUCGGCCACGCUGGAGGAUGGAGGGACCUACGUGUGCGACGCAGCCGACGAUGUUGCCGAGUUUAAGGUCAGCGUCUCUGAGCCUCCGGUGAGCAUCGAGAGCCGCUCCCCCUCGGUGCUGACGGUACUGACCGGUGCCGAGGUUGUGCUGUGGUGCGACCUGUCCCGUCCGGGGGCGGGGGUGAGAUGGUCCCGGGACGGGGUGGAGCUGGAGCCAAGCGAGAGGUGCACGAUGGAGGUGGAGGGGGAGCGCAGGAGGCUGAGGGUCCACUCGGCCACGCUGGAGGAUCGAGGGACCUAUAUGUGUGAUGCAGCCGACGACGUUGCCGAGUUUAAGGUCAGCGUCUCCGACCCACCGGUGAGCAUCGAGAGUCGCUCCCCCUCGGUGCUGACGGUACCGACCGGUGCCGAGGUUGUGCUGUGGUGUGACCUGUCCCGUCCGGGGGCAGGGGUGAGAUGGUCCCGGGACGGGGUGGAGCUGGAGGCGAGCGAGAGGUGCACGAUGGAGGUGGAGGGGGUGCGCAGGAGGCUGAGGGUCCGCUCGGCCACGCUGGAGGAUGGAGGGACAUACUUGUGCGACGCAGCCGACGACGUUGCCGAGUUUAAGGUCAGCGUCUCCGACCCUCCGGUGAGCAUCGUGAGUUGCUCCCCCUCGGUGCUGACGGUACCGACCAGCGCUGAGGUUGAGCUGUGGUGCGACCUGUCCCGUCCGGGGGCGGGGGUGAGAUGGUCCCGGGACGGGGUGGAGCUGGAGCCGAACGAGAGGUGCACGAUGGAGGUGGAGGGGAGGCGCAGGAGGCUGAGGGUCCGCUCGGCCACGCUGGAGGAUGGAGGGACAUACGUGUGCGACGCAGCCGACGAUGUUGCCGAGUUUAAGGUCAGCGUCUCCGACCCUCUGGUGAGCAUCGUGAGCCAAUCCCCUUCGGUGCUGACGGUACCGACCGGUGCCGAGGUUGUGCUGUGGUGUGAUCUGUCCCGUCCGGGGGCGGGGGUGAGAUGGUCCCGGGACGGGGUGGAGCUGGAGGCGAGCGAGAGGUGCACGAUGGAGGUGGAGGGGGAGCGCAGGAGGCUGAGGGUCCGCUCGGCCACGCUGGAGGAUCGAGGGACCUACGUGUGUGACGCAGCCGACGACGUUGCCAAGUUUAAGGUCAGCGUCUCCGAACCGCCGGUCCGUAUAACCCGACCGACGCACAGGCUGUUGGACCACAAGUACCUGGUGUCCGAGGAUAUUCUGCUCGAGUGUGAGGUGUCCAGGGUGGACAGACACACCAAGUGGUACAAGGAUGGGGAGAAGGUGGCUGAAGACGGGCGGGUGCGCACCAGGAGCGAGGGGGCGGUGAGGUCACUGAGGAUCCUGGGCGCACAGCUGAUAGACUCGGGAGAGUACCUGUGUGAUGUUCAGGAUGACAGCAUUGUGUUCCGAGUCCUUGUGGAAGAUCCGCCGGUGACAAUCGUGGGAAGCACCAAGAUAUCGGAGGACCGGAGCUUCAUGGAGUCGGAGGUCAUCUCCAUGACAUGCGAGCUGUCUCGGCCGGACGUGAAGGUCCGCUGGUACAGGAAUGGCAUCGAGCUGCUGAACAGUGACAAGAUCAAGAUCGAGUCACGGGGCCUGACCCGGGAGCUGAUGAUCUUCGACUCAGAGCCCUGCGACUCCGGACAAUACGUCUGUGAUGCUGGCACUGACAAGCUGACCUUUAAAGUGACAGUGGCAGUUCCACGGGUGGUGGAGUUCAUCUCCGACCUCCACAACAUCACGGUGCUGGAGGGAGAGGAGGCCAAGUUCAAGUGCAUGGUAUCGCCCGAGGACGUGCAGCUGGUGUGGAGGGUGAACAGUUCCGAGGUCCCACCGGACAGCGACACGUACCUGGUCUCACAGAACGGGCUGUGCCACACGCUGUUGAUACGUGACUGUCGGGCAGGUGAGGUGACCAGAGUCACAGCGGAGGCCGAGGGCAUCAUCUCCAGGGCCAACCUUCAGGUGCAAGAGGCCCAGAUCCUGUUCACUAAGAAGAUGGUGAACGUGGUGGUGGAGGAGUUCCAGGACGCCACUUUCGAGGUGGAGGUGAGCUGCGAGACGGCCGAGGUCCAGUGGAUCAAGCAAGGAGUGGUCAUCCAGGCUGGACACAGGUUCCUGCUCCAGCGGGAAGGCAGGCUCAGGAGGCUGACCGUGCUCGGAGCCACUGUCGGUGACCGGGGGAACUACCGCUGUGAGACACUGCACGACAGGACGCAGAGCAAGCUCAGCGUGGAGCCUCGGAGAAUUAGCCUGAGGAAGUCCCUGGUGGACAUGGAGAUCUUUGAGAAGGAGGCUGUCACAUUCCAAGUGGAGUUGUCCCACCCGGAUGUUGAGGGGGUGUGGAUCAAAGACGGAAUCCGUGUGAAGCCAUGCCCCAACCAACGGAUCAGUGUGACGGGGAAGUACCACAGUCUCACGCUGUCCGAUCUCACGCUUGAGGACACGGGAACCAUCGUGUUCCAGAGCGACAGCAUCCGGUGCUCAGCAAGGCUCACUGUUCGAGAGCCCCCCGUGACCUUCCUGAAGCACCUGAAGGAUCUACAGGUUCCCGAAACCACCAUCGUCACCUUGGAGUGUGAACUGUCCCGUCCUAACGUGGAGGUCAGAUGGUAUAAGGAUGACUUGGAGAUCAAACCCAACAAAAGUAUCCGGAUUUAUUCCAUGGGGAGGAAGCGGGUUGUCCAGCUGGGGAGAUGCGGAGUGGAAGAAUCUGGAAUUUACACCUGUGAUGCUGGUGAUAACAAAACCUCCGCCAAGCUGGAAGUUUAUGAACGCGAAGUCCGCAUUGUGAAGCAACUGGAGGACCUGGAGGUGCGAGAGAACGACAACGCGGUUUUUGUCUGUGAAGUUUCUCAUGAGGGAGUGAAGGGCGAGUGGUUCAAAAACGGAGAGAAAAUCAAGUCCAACAACACCGUCAAAAUAAGACAGGAGGGGACCAAACAUUUUUUGCUGAUCUGCAAGGUGAAGGCCGAGGAUGCAGGGGAGAUCCGAUUCACGGCAAAGAACGUUGAGUCAGCAGCUCACCUGGACGUCAAUGAGCUGCCAAUUAAGAUCGUCAAGCCACUGCGGGACAAGACGGCGCUGGAGAAGCACAAGGUCAUCCUGGAGUGCAAGGUGUCCAAGCCUCGGGCCAGGGUGCGCUGGUACCGGGGUGGCGAGGAGCUCCAGCCCACGGACAAGUACGAGAUCUGCAGUGAAGACUGUUACCGCAAGCUGGUCAUCCAUGACAUCGGCUUCGAGGAUGAGGACACCUACACCUGCGAUGCCUUCGAUGACCAGUCAUCUGCCAAGGUCCUGGUGGAAGGUACAUCGGUAAAACCAACUCACCCCUUCUGGAACUUACUGGUUAGAAGAGUGAUGGAAACAAAAUUAAUUGGGGAAUUUGAGUCAGGGUCAUACAGCAUGGAAGCAGGCCCUUCGGCCCAACUCAUCCAUGUCGACCAAGCCAUCCUGAUGGUGAAGGACCUGGAGGACGUGGAGGUGACGGCUCCCGGGGGAGCUGAGCUGGAGUGCGAGGUCUCGGUGCCCGUCAUCAGACCCCCGCAGUGGAGCCUCAAUGGGCAGCUCCUUCAGAACGGGAAGGGAGUCCGGUGGAGAACCACGGCACCAUCCAGCGUUCUCGUCCUGAGCCAGACAUCCCCCGAGAUGAGUGGCCUGGUCAAGUUCACCGCUGGGAAGGCGCGAUCCCAGUGCCCAGCUCACAGUCAAAGGUGAAGGUCAGCUGGAGCCCAAUGCACCACGUACACCGCCUCUUCUGAUACGUAACGUCACUU
This is a messenger RNA of Pristis pectinata (smalltooth sawfish), 7430 nucleotides long. RefSeq names its product obscurin-like protein 1. The record is from RefSeq and is a predicted model, not a curated record. Gene Ontology annotation, molecular function: protein binding. NCBI's taxonomy places the organism in Eukaryota, Metazoa, Chordata, Chondrichthyes, Rhinopristiformes, Pristidae.